AGAAGCCCCUAGGUGGGGGGGGGGUGACAGGAAGUGGGGGAUGGAGCUUAGAUUCUUCGGUUAACUGUCACCCUCUCACCUCCCCCAUCACACACACCAGGCCCUGCCAGGACCAGGCAGCUCCUAGAAGCUCCACCAGGACCCACGUGCACCAGGUGCCACACCACGCUGCUUCUCUCUUCCUGCCCGGAGGGCUCCUGCUCCGCUCCUUCCCAGCCAUCUUCCCUGCCUGGCCUUGGUCUAUCCCUCUCUCUCUGUAUCUCUGUCACCUUCACGCCUGUGCCAUCUUGCUCGCUCUCCAUCUCUAUCUGUGUGUCCCCCUGGGGAACUCUGCUCAGUGUGUCCCCGUGGGGAAAGUAGGGGCGCCUCAUCCUGAGCCCCCUGUCUUGUUCCCUGCUGGGAGGGGAGCCACUUCAUCCCACAUACACUCCCUGCGACCCCUCCAGGAUUCCAGCUGUCUGCAGACACCAUUACUGGACUCUGCGAAGCCCACCAGACUUUGCUGGGGGAAGUGACCUGAGAGGACCGCCCGGGCUGUAGGCAUCUGGAACCCUCGGCCCCCAUGGACCCCCUGAGGCGCUCUCCCUCUCCCUGCUCAUCCUCGAGGCCCUCCAGCCCCAGCACCCCACCCUGCGAGACACUUGGUCCCGUGGGCAUCGAGGCUGUGCUGGACCAGCUGAAGAUCAAGGCUAUGAAGAUGGGCUUUGAGUUUAACAUCAUGGUGGUGGGACAGAGUGGGCUGGGCAAGUCCACCAUGGUGAACACGCUGUUCAAGUCCAAAGUGUGGAAGUCAAACCCGCCAGGCUUGGGGGUGCCCACACCCCAGACGCUGCAGCUGCAUUCAGUGACCCAUGUCAUCGAGGAGAAAGGCGUGAAGCUGAAGCUGACAGUGACCGACACGCCCGGCUUCGGGGACCAAAUCAACAAUGACAAGUGCUGGGACCCCAUCCUGGGCUACAUCAACGAGCAGUACGAGCGGUACCUGCAGGAGGAGAUCCUCAUCACCCGCCAGCGCCACAUCCCGGACACCCGCGUGCACUGCUGCGUAUACUUCGUGCCACCCACUGGGCACUGCCUGCGGCCCCUGGACAUUGAGUUCCUGCAGCGGCUGUGCCGGACUGUAAAUGUGGUGCCUGUGAUCGCCCGGGCAGACAGCCUGACCAUGGAGGAGCGAGAGGCCUUCAGGCGCAGGAUCCAGCAGAACCUGAGGACUCACUGCAUCGACGUCUACCCCCAGAAGUGCUUUGACGAGGACAUCAAUGACAAAAUCCUCAACAGCAAGUUACGGGACCGAAUCCCCUUUGCUGUGGUAGGAGCUGAUCGAGAGCACCUGGUGAAUGGGAGGUGUGUCCUGGGCCGGAAGACCAAGUGGGGCAUCAUCGAAGUGGAGAACAUGGCGCACUGUGAGUUUCCUCUCCUGAGAGACCUGCUCAUCCGCUCCCACCUCCAAGAUCUGAAGGACAUAACCCACAACGUGCACUACGAGAAUUACCGUGUCAUCAGACUCAAUGAAAGCCACCUGCUGCCCCGAGGGCCAGGCUGGGUGAACCUGGCUCCGGCCUCCCCAGGACAGCUGACCUCCCCCCGGCCCUUGAAGGUCUGCAGGGGGGCCCACGAUGAUUCUGAGGAUGAGUUCUGAGCACCAGCUGAUCCUGGGCCCGCAGGGCUUCCUGAGUCCCCAGCGGCCCUCAACACACAUCCGUGUAUCCGAGCAUCUAUUAAAUGUGGACCUUGCUUUUUAUGAAAAGCUGGGCUUUGAAAACAAAA
Molecule: messenger RNA, 1767 nt
Organism: Saimiri boliviensis boliviensis (Bolivian squirrel monkey)
Lineage: Eukaryota; Metazoa; Chordata; Mammalia; Primates; Cebidae
Source: RefSeq, a predicted model, not a curated record